Jatropha curcas is the source of this 1920-nucleotide messenger RNA. The record is from RefSeq and is a predicted model, not a curated record. Lineage: Eukaryota; Viridiplantae; Streptophyta; Magnoliopsida; Malpighiales; Euphorbiaceae.
AAUAACAAAUAUUCAUAUAUUCUAAUAUUUCUUUGGUUUUUUCUUCUUUGCUUCUUCUGCGGAAUCCCUUCUAAUGGUUUAGCCAGUAAUCUAAUUCUCUCUCUCUCUCUCUCUCUCCUCUUUUUUUCUCAAAUUCUUGCUCUUUGUUUUUGACGAAAUCGUUAACGCAUUGGAGAUGCAUAUUAGUUCUUAGAUCUCUGGUGUUUUUUGUUAGGCAUCAAAUGCUCAGCUCAAGUUUUUGACAGAUGGGCAUUCCUGGACAUAAAUUUAAAGAGAGAUUGACAUGCUAACUUGACAUUUCUUGUACAGAGGUCUAAUAGUGAUCAUAGAUGAUUCUAGCUUGUUGCAGCUUGUAGAAGCUGCAUUUAAGCAUGUUGAUAAUAUAUUGGCUGAUAUUCAAUUACUUCUACAAUGAGAAUUGGGUUUCUUUCAAUGUUGUAUAUAACAAGCUACAGUUUAGCACUAAACAGCAUAUGCAAACUAGUAACUCGUACUCUGUGGACAGAGUAGACACCUCUAUUAGGAGGUCCUUAGAAGUUCAUUGACAAAUUUUUGAUUGUCAUCUUCUACAUUUCUAAUAAUGGAAAGAUAUAAAAUUUUGGAGGAACUUGGUGAUGGUACUUGUGGCAGUGUUUUUAAGGCUAUCAAUCUGGAAACAUAUGAAAUUGUUGCUGUGAAGAGAAUGAAGAGGAAGUUCUAUUUUUGGGAAGAAUGCAUGAACUUGAGAGAAGUAAAGGCCCUUCGUAAACUGAAUCACCCCAAUAUCAUAAAGUUAAAGGAGGUUGUCAGGGAAUACAAUGAGCUAUUUUUCAUUUUUGAAUACAUGGAAUAUAAUCUGUACCAAAUCAUGAGAGAACGAGAACGAUCUUUUACAGAGGAAGAGAUACGAAACUUUAUGUCACAGUUGCUGCAAGGACUUGCUCAUAUGCACAGGAAUGGAUUUUUCCAUCGAGAUCUAAAACCUGAGAAUUUGCUGGUGACUAAUGAUGUUCUUAAAAUUGCUGACUUUGGACUGGCUAGAGAAGUUUCAUCAGUGCCUCCUUAUACUGAAUAUGUUUCCACACGGUGGUACCGGGCUCCGGAAGUUUUGUUGCAGUCCUCAACAUAUACUCCUGCAGUUGAUAUGUGGGCAGUUGGCACAAUACUAGCUGAGCUAUUCACUCUGUCCCCUAUUUUCCCUGGUGAAAGUGAAAUAGAUCAAUUGUACAAGAUAUGCUGUAUUCUCGGUACACCUGAUAGGACUACAUUCCCUGGAGCAACAAAUAUCGCUCGAUUGAUGAAUAUUUGUUAUUCAGAGAUUUCACCUGCCAACCUCUCUGAAAUAAUUCCAAAUGCGAGCAUAGAAGCCAUUGAUUUGAUUAUGCAAUUAUGUUCAUGGGACCCAUUAAAGAGGCCAACUGCUGAUCAAUCGCUGCAACAUCCAUUUUUCCAUGUGGGCAUGUGGAUUCCUUAUCCUAUCCGAGAUCCCCUUGAACUGAAGCUAAAUAAUAUAGGAGCAAAGCCAAAUCUGGAGUUAAAUCUGUGGGAUUUUGGUGCUGAAUCUGAUGACUGUUUUCUUGGCUUGACAUUGGCUGUGAAGCCCAGUAUUUCAAACUUAGAGGCAGUUCAAACUGUUUCUGAAAGUAUGGAAGAGAAUAUUCUGUUUUGCUCUGAUUUCAAAGGUCAUCGAGAACAGUCAGUGUUUGGUCACUACUAUCCUCCAGAAUCCAAAAUGCGAAUCCACCCUCCAGUUGAGUCAUCAUUGUCAUUGUAUUUCAGCUUCCAAAUUCAGCAUCCAUCAGUAGUUCCACAAAUCAACCUGAUUACAUCAUUAGAUUGUCCAUUAUGCAUGUCCUCCCAAUUUCAGGAAAGCCAUAACUUUUGAUUGAUUCUACCAAUGUGUACAAAUAUAGAAAGGGUGUACAAAUAAUAUGUAAUUUA